This is a messenger RNA of Melanaphis sacchari, 2984 nucleotides long. RefSeq names its product paired box pox-meso protein-like. Gene Ontology annotation, molecular function: RNA polymerase II cis-regulatory region sequence-specific DNA binding; DNA-binding transcription factor activity, RNA polymerase II-specific. NCBI's taxonomy places the organism in Eukaryota, Metazoa, Arthropoda, Insecta, Hemiptera, Aphididae. Gene Ontology annotation, biological process: regulation of transcription by RNA polymerase II; anatomical structure development. The record is from RefSeq and is a predicted model, not a curated record.
CGGUGCAUAGCAGUGUAGCGACGACUACGACCACGACGACGACGACGACGACAGCGGCAGCGGCUGCAGCUGUGCACAUACACGCGUGCAUUUCGAACUGUGACCGUUGCACAUUACAUAAUAUCUUUAUAUCACGCGUCCUACACGUCGCCAUUGUCGUCAUCAUCAUCAUCAUCAUCAUCAUCACCAUCACCGUAAUAUUUUCGUACACUCGGCGCACUGCAGCAGUCAUCGCGCGUUGUACAGCGGGACAGCCGAUCGCCACGCUACCGUUACGGAUACGGUACGUUGCUACUCGCGGCGCGCGUGAUAAACGUUUAAACGCACGCGAGCGCGCACCCGUGUCGUCGCGUCUUAACGGUCGCGUUAAUAUCUCGGCGGCGGCGGCGGACGACCACGGCCGUACACCGUGACGGCGGCGCGCACGGCACCGGUAAAAUCCGAGAAAAACAUUAAUUGUAGCGACUUAUCUCGUCCGGCGUCCUACCGCCGUGGCCGCGACUGCAGUCUCGCCGCGAUCGCGGUCGACGCGCGUCGCGUAAAACCGGCCGACAGUGCGUAUAUGCUGCCGCCGCAGCCGCUCCGGAACACGGCCAGCUAUCGCGGCGCCGCCGCUGUCCACGACGGAGGCGAUGCUGUUGGCGACCGACCGCGGAUAACGACGGAGCCGACCACACCGCGGGCGGCGCAUGGACUUGCAGAACCGACAACCGCGACACCGUCCACCGUCUGCUGCACCGUCGUCUGACCGUCCUGCAGAAUUACACAAUCGGCUUUCUCAAAUGUUAUUGGAACCUCAGCAACAACAGCACGGUGGUGGCGAAGAGAGAGGCGACGACCGGCAUCGUCGCCAUGGACGGCACCACAACGACGAGCACAUGAGUGACGGCAGUGUCGGUGGCAACGAACAACAGCAGCAAAUGCUGUUACUGCACCAACACCAUCUGAAUCAGCAACACUUACAGCACCAACAACACCACCCGCACCAGCAAGGCCACCAGUCGCAGUUGCUCCAACAGAUGCCGCAACAUCAGCAGCACCAGCACCAGCAGCACCAAGACAAUGAACUGCAACAGCACCAACAGAUGCAACAGCAACGCCAACACGAACAGUUGGACGGGCACCUCCACCAACACCAUCAACAACUGCAUCACGACCAACAGCUGCACGAUCUCCACCACCAAAGCCUGCAACACCAGCAAAACUUGCAACAGCACCAGCAGAGCUUUCAGCAGCAGCAGCAACAGCAACAGCAGCAGUACGGCGAGGUGAACCAGCUGGGCGGCGUGUUCGUCAACGGCCGGCCGUUACCUAACGCUGUUCGCGUGCGCAUCGUCGAACUGGCCCGCGUCGGCAUCCGGCCGUGCGACAUCAGCCGUCAGCUGCGCGUCUCGCACGGGUGCGUGUCCAAGAUCCUCGCCAGGUACCACGAGACCGGAAGCGUACUGCCCGGGGCCAUCGGAGGCAGUAAGCCCCGGGUGACCACGCCAAGGGUGGUGGCGUACAUUGGCCGGUUGAAACGCAAGGACCCGGGCGUGUUCGCCUGGGAGAUUCGGGACCGGCUGCUCGCCGACGGCGUGUGCGAUAAGUUCAACGUGCCCAGCGUAUCGAGCAUUAGCCGGAUACUGCGCAAUAAGAUCGGAUCGACGGGACCGACCCAAAACGCAGCGUCGCAGCAGCCGACGGCCGUCAUGACCGGUGGCGGCGGCCUGUCGCCGACCACCGCCGCGGCGGCGCAUCACAUGUACGGACCGUACCAUCACCACCAUCACCACCACCCGUCCGGGUCACCGCCGUCCGUGGCCGCGGGCUAUCAGCUCCACCACCACCACCAACACGGCCAAUACCACCACCAACACCAUCAGCUCUACCACAACCAUCACUACCAACAGCACCAACACCUGUGUUCACCGCCGCCACCGCCUCCACCGCCCCCGCCACCGCAGUCGGGGCUAUCCCCCGCCGUGCCGCCGGCGACGACCGGCUCGACGUGCUGUUCUCCGUCCGUACCGGUCGCGGCGUCUAGGUCUCUGACAUCGCCGUCACUGGUGACGCAGCUACAGCCACCGGCGCCGCCGCCGCCACAACACUGUUGGCCGAGUCCGCACGCCGUCACCGACAUACUCGCCGCAGCGGCCGCGCUCGCAACAGCAUCAGCACCCCUUGCCCGUCCAGCGCACCACCUGCGCCCGUCGCAACACCACACGAGCAGCCAUUACGGCGUCGGCGGCGGAAGCGGCGGUGGCGGCGGCAGCGACACCGCGGCCGCUACGACGGCCGCCGCCGCAGCCGCCGCCGAGCAGCAGCCCGCGGCCGCAGCGGAUUACGACACGUCGGCCGGCGGUAGCGCCGCUGCUGCCGCGGCCGCUGCGGCGUACAACACGUACUGCAGCAGUUACUACCAUCACGCAAUGGUAUACGCGGCCACGGCGGCGGGCAGUAUUGCGGCUGCCGGCCGCCAUCCGUCGCACCAUCUGAGCACGACGCCGCCGUGCACGGCCGCGGCCGUGUGGCCGCACUCGAUAGCUCCGCCGCCGCCGCCGCCGCUGCCGCCACUUACGCAGUCGCCGACACCGUCACCGCCGAUUUCGGUGGCAACGACCAUCGCGUGACCAUUACCGCGGUAGUGAAUUCCCGCGACGGAACUCCUAACAGAAGAGACGAUAAUAAUAUAUAUGUGAUCAUUGUACUAUUGUCGUUUUUUUUUAUGAGAAAAAACUUUAGGUACCUAUUUAGAAGGUCGCUCGUCUGCGUUUAACUUUGUAUGUAACUUUAACGUAAUAAUAAUGUUAUACAAGUUAUAAGUACUAAAACAAUUAUUAUGUACAAUUAUUUAGUUAAACACACUAUACAUAAUAUAGGCACAUUUGUGUAAUAAAAUUGUGUUCAUCUUUCCAUAGUUCGUAUGAUUUGAACUAAAUAUUUUUUAUUUUAUUUUUUUAACUUAUCUUGUACGAUGUCGGUAUUUAUUAUACUGUGCGCGC